AUGGAUUCCUCCUUUGCCUCAUCAAAAGGCCUUGGCGGAGCAUCCGACCGAAUCACCCCUGGGAAGGAGAAGGAGAAGGUGGUCGAUGAGGCCACCACCUUGGAAGAUGAAGAUGAGGAAGUAGAGGAGAAGGAGACUGUGGAGGAGGAGCUCUUCCCAGAAGAUCACGUAGGCUAUCAAGAACCGCGAGUGGUGGCCAUAAACCGACCAGAUCUGAACAUGCACUACAAGUUCAAGAACAACUACGUCAGCACCACCAAGUACAACUUCUGGAACUUCAUCCCCAAGAACCUGUUCGAGCAGUUUCGUAGGGUGGCCAACGUGUACUUCCUGAUCAUCGCCAUCGUCACGCUCACUCCCACUUCGCCCGUCAAGCCUGUGAUCGUCCUGGGCGCCACCGCCAUCAAGGAGGCCGUGGAAGAUUGGAAACGAUACCAGUCGGAUCGACGCGUCAACUCGCGCCUGUGCGAAGUGCUGCGCAGGAAGGAAGAUGGUGGGACAGACAAGUGGGAAUACGUCGAGUGGGCGGACGUGGUCGUCGGCGAUUUGGUGCGCGUGAAGAACUGGCAGCCGUUCCCGUCUGACCUGCUCCUCAUCUCGAGCAGCAGCGCUGACGGCCAGUGUUACAUUGAGACAUCGAACCUGGACGGUGAAACAAACUUGAAGGUGAGGCAGGCCGUCAAGGAGACUACUGGCCUUACCUUGAUGAAAGAUCUGGCCUGUGACGCGCCUAACGAAGACCUGUACAAGUUCGACGGCUCUCUUACGCUGGAGCUACAGGAGUCUCACGCACUGCAGGUGGCCCUCGACACCAACCAAGUGCUUCUCAGGGGUUCGGUCUUGCGAAACACCGAGUGGAUCAUCGGCGUGGUUCUAUACACGGGCCACCAGACCAAAUACAUGCUCUCCACCACUGAUCCUCCCUCGAAGCAGAGCCGGCUGGAGAAGCUGAUGAACCGCUUGAUUAUCAUUGUGUUGCUUGCGGAGCUUGGUAUCGUCGUCGCCAGCGCCAUCCUCGGCGCGAUCUGGGAGCAAGCGAACGGAAAAGACAUGUGGUUCCUGGAGUUGAAGCGGAACCUCUUCGUGCAGAUCUUCGAAAACAUGUUCACCUUCCUGGUGCUCUACUCGCCCAUGGUGCCGAUCUCGCUCUACGUUACCCUCGAAUUUGUACGCGUGUUCCAGGCCGGCUUCAUCGAAUCCGAUAUCGCCAUGUACCACGAGGAGACCAACACGCCCGCCUUGGCCAGGACGAGCAACCUCAACGAAGAGCUGGGUCAGAUCGACUACGUGUUCUCCGACAAGACGGGCACCCUCACGUGCAACCAGAUGGUGUUCCGCGUGUGCUCCAUCGGCGGGACGAUCUACGGAGAGAUCCCGGACUUGUCCGCACCUUCGCCGUCUUCGUCUUCGUCGCUGUCUUCGUCUUCGUCAGGCGUCAAGGCCUUGGCGCCAAAGAAGUCGCGCGCCGAGCUGGUGGUGUCACACGACGCCGCCGUGCACUCGGACGGCGAGGAGGAGUUGGAGCUCGACGAUCUCAGCCACAGGGAAGGUGGCCUAGGGGCGGGCGGGGGCGCGCUUACGAACGGCACCGGCAGCGUCGAAGCCGCGGGGGGCAGCGCCUCGACGCCUGACAUCGAAUUCGACGAUCCCACCAUCUUCGAACACAUAGACGAUGAAGCCCACCCGAACAGCCAUAUGACUCGCGAGUUCUUCACGGUGCUGGCCGUGUGCCACUCGGUGAUGCCCGAGCUGAUCACCAAGACCAACCCGGCGGAGGAGCAGGCCCGGCUCAAGAAGCUGCGACAAAAGGCCAGGAAACAAAAGAAGGGCCUGUACCUGCGGCCGAAGAACUACAACAAGCUCGUCGAAUCGGAGAGCAGCGGCACCGAAUCGGACACCGAGGGCGAGAAGAACAGCGAAGAGGAAGCAGCCGAGGAGGCCUCGGCCGCCGAGGGUGCCGCACAAGGGCCAAAGGAAGUGCGGUACCAGGCUGCGUCACCCGACGAGAAUGCGCUGGUGGCGGCAGCCAAGUAUUUCGGCUUCUACUUCCACACGCGCGCCCACAACACAGUCACAGUAAAUGUCAUGGGCCAGGACCUUGACUUCGAGGUACUGAACGUCAUGGAGUUCACCUCCAAUCGGAAGCGCAUGUCCGUGGUAGUCCGGACGCCGGACGGGCAAUUCAAGCUAUUUACGAAGGGAGCCGAUAACGUCGUCUACGAACGACUGCGGAAGGGUGACCCGUCGGCUCAAGUCACGGAAAAGCAUCUGCACCAAUUCGCUUGUGCGGGCCUACGCACGCUCUGUAUAGCCGAGCGUGUGCUGGACCCGGUGCAGUACCGAGCAUGGAACGCGCGCUUCCAGAAGGCCUCGCUGUCCUUCAACGGCCGCAAGACCAAGCUCGACCUCCUCGCCGAGGAGAUCGAGGUCGACCUGGAGCUGCUGGGCGCGACCGGCAUCGAAGACAAGCUGCAGGAUGGGGUCCCCGACACCAUCGAGUCGCUGCUCGAAGCGGGCAUCAAGGUGUGGGUGCUGACCGGCGACAAGCGCGAGACUGCGAUCAACGUGGGCAAGGCGUGCAACCUGCUCAAGAGCAACAUGAUCACGCUCGUCAUAUCGUCGGACACGAAGAUCGCCACCAAGCAGAGGCUCGAGUACCUUCUGGGCCUCAUCGCGGCCAACCGGUGGACGCAGCUGGCCAAGGAGCACGAGCGAGACGACCAGAUGGUCCCCUCCACCGACGAGGGCGCCACUUCCAAGGACGCCGCCGCAGUCUGGACCAAGGGGCAGCCCAAGCCCAGCAUCGCGCUCGUCAUCGAAGGCCGCACCCUCGUCUACGCCCUCGAAUACGAUCUCAAGUUUGCGCUUCUGUCGCUGGCCCAGCAGUGCCACACGGUGGUGUGCUGCCGAACGACGCCGAUGCAGAAGACGCUCAUGGUGAAGCUGGUGAAGGACAGCGAGACGCCCGAGACCCUCACCCCCAAGGAGAAGAUCCAGCUCGAGCUCCGCAAGACGGCCGGCUACCUGACCAACCGGAAGAAGGUGACCACGCUGGCCGUCGGCGACGGCGCCAACGACGUGCCCAUGAUCCAGGCGGCCCAUGUCGGUAUCGGCAUCUCGGGCCGUGAGGGCAUGCAGGCCGUCCUCGCCUCCGACUACGCCAUUGCUCAGUUCCGAUUCCUCAAGCGGCUCCUGUUCGUCCACGGCCGCUACUCGUACAAGCGGAUGGCACUCCUCGUGCUCUACUUUUUCUACAAAAACAUGCUCAUCGCCCUCAUCAACUUCUGGUGGUCCUUCUUCACCGGCUUCUCGGGCCAGACUGUGUGGGACAGCUACCUGGGCAUCGGUUUCAAUCUCAUAUUCACGUGCUUGCCGGUGGUCGUGUGCGCCGUGAUGGACAUGGACGUACCCAUCAAGGCGCUCGACCGCUACCCUCGACUGUACCGUGAUGGUCAGCUGAACAUAUCCCUUCACACUGGUAUCUUCAUGCGAUGGAUGUUCAUGGCCGUGCUGUCAUCGUUCCUCAUCACGACCAUCAGCAUAGCGGUGUUCAACGCGGCAUCAGUGUAUGGCCUGGUGCUCGGCUUGUGGGACGUCAACACGGUCAUCUACACCGGCACCAUCCACCACGUCGUGAUGUGGUCCAGCAUAAUCUCAUGGUUUGUCGUCGCCUCCAUCUACUGUUCCAAAGUGGCUCUCUACCUCGCUCCCGACAUGUUCUGGGUGAUAUUCAACCUCUUCUCGGUGCCCACGUUCUGGUUUGUUAUGCCCAUCCUCUGCCUCGUAUGCCUCCUGCCCGACAUCGUGUGGGACUUUGUGAUGCGGACGUACUUCCCGUCCAACUACCAGGUGGUCCAGGAGAUCUACCGAGCCGAGGAGGAGGAACGUAAGAAGCGCCUGGCCGCACCCCAGCUCACUCUGGAAGAGACCGCCUAG
Molecule: messenger RNA, 3936 nt
Organism: Acanthamoeba castellanii str. Neff
Lineage: Eukaryota; Discosea; Longamoebia; Acanthamoebidae
Product: phospholipidtranslocating P-type ATPase
Exons: 25
Coding region: 1-3936 (1311 amino acids)
Biological process (GO): phospholipid translocation
Cellular component (GO): plasma membrane
Molecular function (GO): magnesium ion binding; ATP hydrolysis activity; ATPase-coupled intramembrane lipid carrier activity
Source: RefSeq, a predicted model, not a curated record